Micromonas pusilla CCMP1545 is the source of this 1063-nucleotide messenger RNA. RefSeq lists its product as uncharacterized. NCBI's taxonomy places the organism in Eukaryota, Viridiplantae, Chlorophyta, Mamiellophyceae, Mamiellales, Mamiellaceae. The record is from RefSeq and is a predicted model, not a curated record. The transcript has a single exon. The coding region runs from base 1 to 981 and encodes 326 amino acids.
AUGCUCGGGCUCGGGGACGACUUGGACCGCGACGCGCCGUGUCGCGUCGCGUCGUUCGGGGGGGGCGGCGGGAGGCGCGCGGCGCGAAUGAACGACGCGACGCGGUUCCCCGGCGCGAUGAGCGACACGGACGAUUCGGACGAGGAACGCGACGCGGAGGAGGAGGCGGAGGCGAGGCGGAGGCGAGGAGGGGGGUGGGACAUCGCCCGGAACGACCCGCGUGAUUUUCUGCGCGCGAGCGCGGAUUCGGCGCUGUCCGGGGGGACAUCCGUCGACGACGACGACCCCGGCGCGCGCGUCGUCGCCGUGUCCUUCGGCGCGCGCCACGCGGUCGCGGUCACCGCGGACGGCGUCGCGCACACGUGGGGCGGCAACGCGCACGCGCAGCUCGGCACGGAGGACGGCCCGUCGCAGACGCCGCGCCCGUGGCCCGCGCCCGUGGAUUUGGAAGACGCGGUCGAGAGCGGGAGCGACGUCGACGACGUCGACGGCUUCGACGACGACGAUCUCGAUCUCGACGACGAAGAGCUGCUCUUCGCGCAGGACGGCGACGCGUCGUUCGACGCGCCGGGACCGACGACGUCGCCGGGUGGCCCCGGCGCGCGUCGUCGCGCGCGGCGGCGAGGAUGCUCUCGGACCUUCGUCGUCGCCGCCGCCGCCGGGGGCAAGCACACGGCGCUGACGACGGCGCGCGGCGCCGUCGUCGUCUUCGGCGGCGGGCUCGGCGUCGGCGACGCGGGUCAUCAAGGCGCGAACGCGGGCGGAUGGACGCCGCCGACGCGCGUGCGCGGUCUGCCGAUGAGCGCGUCGAGCGUCGCCGCGGGGAGGGAGCACACCGUGGUGUUGACGCGCGAGGGCGACGUGUACGCGUGGGGCGACGACGGCGUAGGGCAGCUCGGCGGCGGCGAGCGGUCUUCGGACGCGGCGGACGCGUUCGCGCGUCCGACGCCGGCGAAGGUGGCGUCGUUCCCUCGAGGGUAGGCGCGCGGCAUGCGUGCUAUUCGCGCGCUGCGCACGGUACGAUAGUCUAUCUAUCUUAUCUAUCUAGUCUAAAUAACACGCC